Molecule: messenger RNA, 2079 nt
Organism: Anolis sagrei ordinatus
Lineage: Eukaryota; Metazoa; Chordata; Lepidosauria; Squamata; Anolidae
Gene: ADAD1
Product: adenosine deaminase domain containing 1
Biological process (GO): adenosine to inosine editing; RNA processing
Cellular component (GO): cytoplasm; nucleolus
Molecular function (GO): double-stranded RNA binding; double-stranded RNA adenosine deaminase activity; tRNA-specific adenosine deaminase activity
Source: RefSeq, a predicted model, not a curated record
UUAGAAAGGAGGAGGAGAGCGUUUGAAGCGCAGUUACUUCGGUUUCGAACCGUUUCCCUUUAGGUUGGCGGCUGUUCCUCUUCUCUUUGUCAGUGGCGCGAUUCAGAAGUGGGCAAGAUGGCGAACGACUGGCCUCAGGCGUCUAGAGUGCCUAGUUUUGCCCAGAUGCUAAAGAAGAAUUUACCUGCCCAGCCAUCUCAGCCUUCUGUACAACCACCAGCUCCGUUUCCACAGACAGAGAAUACCAAACAGAUGUUUUUACAUGAUGAAACAUCCAGUAUGUCUAACUUAGCCUCUAAGGUGACGCACAUCACAGGUCAAGUUCCUGACUACUACUAUUCCAAGGCAGCACCCAUUGCUUCACUUCCCCCCAAAAAAAUUCCAAAGGAGUUUAUCACAAAAUAUAAAAGAGGGGAAAUAAAUCCAGUAUCAGCUUUACAUCAGUUUGCACAGAUGCAACGUGUACAGCUUGAAUUAAAAGAAACUGUGGCCACAGGGAAUCUCAUGGGAGCUUACUUUGCUUUUUGUGCUGUGGUUGAUGGUAUUACAUACAAGACUGGAUUGGGACAAAACAAGAAGGAAUCUAAAUCAAAUGCUGCAAAACUUGCCCUUGAUGAACUGCUGCAGCUGGAGGAGGGAGAACCAAAAGCUAUAGAAAACCCAGGUCCUCACAGGAAUAUCUCAGAAACUACGGUUGUAACUGAUCCUCCAUCUGAACACAUUUCUCGGAAUCCUUAUGAGGGCCGGCUUUUUGCUUAUGGGAAAAUAUCUGAAGUUGUCAAGGAAACAUUCAACAAUUUGACUGCUAAAUAUCCAGAGUACCAGAGUUGUAGCAGUUCACUGGCUGCCUUCAUAAUUGAAAGAGGUAGACAGCAUGAAGUGGUAGCUAUUGGGACAGGUGAAUUUAACUAUAGUAAGUGUAUUCAGCCUGAUGGAAGAAUAUUACAUGACAGUCAUGCUGUUGUUACUGCUAGGCGUUCUCUUCUAAGGUAUUUUUAUAGACAGCUUUUGCUCUACUACAGUAAAAACACAACAAUGAUGGAAAAAUCCAUAUUUUGCCUGGAACCAAUGUCAAAACUGCUUGCCUUAAAGCCAAAUAUCAAUAUAUAUCUCUAUAUGAACCAGCUGCCCAAAGGAUCUGCUCACAUAAAAUCAGUACUGGAAGAAGCCAACGGAAGUGGAUUAUAUUUCCAGCCAUCCCAGAAUGUACCUUCACUACGUCUCAGUCCUAAUUCUGCAUUUGCAUCUGAAGCUGCUGAAGAUUUAUGUCUUCAUGUUGCUGUUGAAGGCAAGAUUUAUCUCACAAUCUACUGUCCUGCUGAAAUUGCCAGAGUAAGCAGUAUGUCUGCCAGUGAUAAAUUAACAAGAUGGGAAGUGCUGGGUCUUCAGGGAGCUUUGCUGAGUCACUUUAUUCAACCAGUUUAUAUUAGUGCGAUCCUAGUUGGAGAUGGGAACUGCAAGGAUAUACGAGGGUUAGAAAUAGCUAUCAAACAACGUGUAGACGAUGCGUUAACUUCAAAACUUCCCAUGUUCUACUUGGUGAAUAGCCCUCACAUUAGUUUGGUACCUACUGCUUUUCCUGUACAAAUUGAUUUGGAGCACAGAUCUCUUAGCUUGAAUUGGUCCCAAGGAGACUUAUCAUUGGAAGUGGUAGACGGGCUAAGUGGGAAGACUACAGAAAGUUCACCCUUCAAAAGUGGUGCUUCAAUGGCAAGUCGUCUUUGCAAAGCUGCAAUGCUAAGUCGUUUCAACUUAUUGGUGAAAGAAUCAAAGAGAGAUGAUUUACUUAAGGCAGGAUCAUACCACGAAGCAAAGAAUAUGACUGAACCUUACCAUGAAGCAAAACAAUUGCUGAAAACCUAUCUGGAGCAGCAUGGUUAUGGGUCUUGGAUUGUGAAAUCUCCACGUAUUGAACAUUUCAAUAUGUAAGGAUUGAUACAACAGUUCUGCCAUCUAUUGAAAUGGUUUCUUUCUCUGAAUAGAUAUUUUACAUGUUAAUUGGUGUUGAGUAGUGUCAACGAUUAGGUGCAAAAACUGUGCUUAAACAUUGCCUUAAAUAAAUAACCUUCCUUGUUAAAA